AUGAUUGGUCUUUUUCGCGACACUUCAGUCAAGGCCUCGUUGAAGUUGGAUUGUGAUGUGGACUCGUGUGUCAGCUGUACAAUAUUGAACUUUAAAAAGGAAGAGUAUGACGAAGGACUGGCGCUUUUCUGUGACAAGAUCCUCGGCUGCUGUUUCGACACUUUUGGCGACAAGCUGGACAAUGUGAUCGGCGACUACGAAGCACUCAAGCGGAAAGAGCUGACUCCUGAAAUGAAGAAAUAUCUACAUCAGAAGAUGAAAGGGCCGUCUGAGAAAGUCAUUGAAGUCAAAGAAGAUCAAGACGGAAACAUUAUCUAUGGGGUUUACUCAGAAGACGUCGACGAAGAAGAAAACAACAAAUUUAAGCUUGGAGCAAAACAUGUCGACGAAUUAUGA
Oikopleura dioica is the source of this 396-nucleotide messenger RNA. The record is from the annotation of a GenBank genome assembly. Lineage: Eukaryota; Metazoa; Chordata; Appendicularia; Copelata; Oikopleuridae.